AUGACCGCUCCCUGGCGGCGCCUCGGGAGUCUGGUUUGGGAAUACUGGGCCGGGCUCCUCGUGUGCGCCUUCUGGAUCCCAGACUCGCGCGGGAUGCCCCACGUCAUCCGGAUCGGAGGAAUCUUUGAGUAUGCAGACGGCCCCAACGCCCAGGUCAUGAAUGCCGAGGAGCAUGCCUUUCGAUUUUCUGCCAACAUCAUCAACAGGAACAGGACUCUGCUGCCCAACACAACCUUGACCUAUGACAUCCAGAGGAUCCACUUCCACGACAGCUUCGAGGCCACCAAGAAGGCCUGCGACCAGCUGGCGCUGGGGGUGGUGGCCAUUUUCGGGCCAUCCCAGGGCUCCUGCACCAAUGCUGUCCAAUCCAUCUGCAAUGCGCUGGAGGUGCCCCACAUCCAGCUGCGCUGGAAGCACCACCCACUGGACAACAAAGACACCUUCUACGUGAACCUGUACCCGGACUACGCAUCUCUCAGCCACGCCAUCCUCGACCUGGUGCAGUACCUCAAGUGGCGGUCGGCCACUGUGGUCUAUGAUGACAGCACCGGGCUCAUCCGACUGCAGGAGCUCAUCAUGGCCCCGUCGAGGUACAACAUCCGCCUCAAGAUCCGCCAGCUCCCCCUUGACUCUGAUGACUCGCGCCCGCUGCUCAAGGAGAUGAAGCGAGGCCGGGAAUUCCGCAUUAUCUUCGACUGCAGCCACACCAUGGCUGCCCAGAUCCUCAAGCAGGCCAUGGCCAUGGGCAUGAUGACCGAGUACUACCACUUCAUCUUCACCACACUGGAUCUUUACGCGUUAGACCUGGAGCCCUACCGCUACUCGGGCGUGAACCUGACGGGAUUCCGGAUCCUCAACGUGGACAACCCUCACGUCUCGGCCAUCGUGGAGAAGUGGUCCAUGGAGCGGCUGCAGGCGGCUCCCCGGGCAGAGUCCGGCCUGUUGGACGGAGUGAUGAUGACGGACGCGGCCUUGCUGUACGAUGCCGUCCACAUCGUGUCUGUGUGCUACCAGCGGGCACCGCAGAUGACCGUGAACUCCCUGCAGUGCCACCGGCACAAGGCCUGGCGCUUCGGCGGCCGCUUCAUGAACUUCAUCAAGGAGGCUCAAUGGGAAGGAUUAACUGGACGGAUUGUUUUCAACAAAACCAGUGGCUUACGGACGGAUUUCGAUCUGGACAUCAUCAGCUUGAAGGAAGAUGGCUUGGAGAAGGUGGGAGUGUGGAGUCCCGCCGAGGGGCUCAAUAUCACGGAGGUCGCCAAAGGCCGAGGCCCUAAUGUCACCGACUCGCUGACCAACAGGUCUCUCAUCGUCACCACCGUGCUGGAGGAGCCCUUCGUCAUGUUCCGGAAGUCCGACAGGACCCUGUUUGGGAAUGACCGGUUUGAGGGCUACUGCAUCGACCUGCUCAAGGAACUGGCCCACAUCCUGGGCUUCUCCUACGAGAUCCGGUUGGUGGAGGACGGGAAAUAUGGGGCACAGGACGACAAGGGCCAGUGGAACGGCAUGAUCAAGGAGCUCAUUGACCACAAGGCAGACCUGGCCGUGGCCCCCCUGACCAUCACCCACGUCCGCGAGAAGGCCAUCGAUUUCUCCAAGCCCUUCAUGACCCUCGGCGUGAGCAUCCUCUAUCGCAAGCCCAAUGGCACCAACCCUAGUGUCUUCUCCUUCCUCAACCCCCUGUCCCCAGACAUCUGGAUGUAUGUGCUCCUCGCCUACCUCGGUGUCAGCUGUGUCCUCUUUGUCAUCGCCAGGUUCAGCCCUUACGAGUGGUACGAUGCUCACCCCUGCAACCCCGGCUCUGAGGUGGUGGAAAAUAACUUCACUCUGCUGAACAGCUUCUGGUUCGGAAUGGGGUCCCUGAUGCAACAAGGGUCUGAACUGAUGCCCAAAGCCCUGUCCACGCGCAUCAUUGGUGGCAUCUGGUGGUUCUUCACGCUGAUCAUCAUCUCCUCCUACACGGCCAACCUGGCUGCCUUUCUGACCGUGGAGCGCAUGGAGUCACCCAUAGACUCUGCGGAUGACCUGGCCAAGCAAACCAAAAUCGAGUAUGGGGCAGUCAAAGACGGCGCCACCAUGACCUUCUUCAAGAAAUCCAAGAUCUCCACCUUCGAGAAGAUGUGGGCCUUCAUGAGCAGCAAACCUUCGGCGCUGGUGAAGAACAACGAGGAGGGCAUCCAGCGGACGCUGACGGCCGACUACGCGCUGCUCAUGGAAUCGACCACCAUCGAGUACGUCACCCAGAGGAACUGCAACCUCACCCAGAUCGGGGGCCUCAUCGACUCCAAGGGCUAUGGCAUCGGCACGCCCAUGGGCUCCCCGUACCGGGACAAGAUCACCAUUGCCAUCCUGCAGCUCCAGGAGGAGGACAAGCUGCACAUCAUGAAGGAGAAGUGGUGGAGGGGCAGCGGGUGUCCUGAGGAGGAAAACAAAGAGGCCAGCGCCCUGGGCAUCCAGAAGAUCGGGGGCAUCUUCAUCGUCCUAGCCGCCGGGCUGGUCCUGUCUGUGCUGGUGGCUGUGGGCGAGUUUGUGUACAAGCUCCGCAAGACCGCAGAGCGAGAGCAGCGCUCCUUCUGCAGCACCGUGGCUGACGAGAUCCGCUUCUCCCUUACCUGCCAGCGUCGGGUCAAGCACAAGCCGCAGCCUCCCAUGAUGGUUAAGACUGACGCCGUCAUCAACAUGCACACGUUCAACGACCGCCGGCUUCCGGGCAAAGACAGCAUGACCUGCAGCACAUCACUGGCCCCCGUGUUCCCCUAG
Messenger RNA from Budorcas taxicolor (takin), 2760 nucleotides. RefSeq names its product glutamate ionotropic receptor kainate type subunit 3 (gene GRIK3). Gene Ontology annotation, molecular function: transmitter-gated monoatomic ion channel activity involved in regulation of postsynaptic membrane potential; kainate selective glutamate receptor activity. Gene Ontology annotation, biological process: monoatomic ion transport; modulation of chemical synaptic transmission; synaptic transmission, glutamatergic. The transcript has 16 exons. Bases 1 to 2760 code for a protein of 919 amino acids. NCBI's taxonomy places the organism in Eukaryota, Metazoa, Chordata, Mammalia, Artiodactyla, Bovidae. Gene Ontology annotation, cellular component: presynaptic membrane; kainate selective glutamate receptor complex; postsynaptic membrane. The record is from RefSeq and is a predicted model, not a curated record.